GGAAAAGAGGAGAAGAGAAGGGGGUUUACUCUGUACAGGACAAAUGCCAGCAUUACAAAUGAAGACCAAACCUAACAUGAGUUGUUUAACAGAAGGCCACGGUCUCCGGGUAAGCAAUAAAUCAUGUAAGAUAUCCAAAAACUCAUCUCUGCAAGUCAGAAUAUCUCAACAAGAAGCAGAGUUGGACACUUCUCUUCAAAAUUCUCAGGAUGUGUCUUCCAACAUCGAAGUAUCUCAACAAGAUAUGGGACAUGACAAAGUUUUCGAUGACUCAAAAUUGGGGGAUGGAGGACCCCUUCAAUUUCAAGUGUCACCAUUGUCUUCAGUUGAUUCUGCAGCUGUUUCAAGAACGGAUUUAACAUCAACCUUGUGCAAUCCAGACUUAGAAACAAUCUUCUCACCUUCUUUGGAGUCACCCACCUUCCCUUCAAACUUGGAAACAAUUUUCUCACCUGGUUUGGAGCCCAAUGAUGUUCAGAGUAUACCAGAAGUUCAAAACUAUGCAGUCGGGAGUGAUGAAGUACCUGAUGUGCCACAUUUGAUUGCUGAUGAAAGUGAUGAUGGUAGCAGUAGCUCAAGUGACUAUCAAACAUGCAAUGUAUCAGAUUUCUUUAUAUCUGACAUGAGUCUUGCUGGUUUAUCUUUCAAUGGAGACAUAGGAUUUGAUGAUGUUACAGAGGCCAAUUCCUCUCUUGGUUACAACUGUACUGAAUCUAAUAUGAUGUCUGAUAUGGCUGAGAGAUACAUGAUAGUGCCUUUCCUAGAGGAAACUGCUGGACCAAGCAACGCACCGGACGGUAAGGUGUGUGAAGAGGUGGUGACAAAUUCUGAUGAUUCAUGUUUGUAUCUGGCAAUCCAUCAGAUGAAAUCCUGUGACCAGGAGCCUGAUGUUAACUCUCACUAUGUUGACUUGGAUGAAGGGGACUCUUUUGAGCCACAUUUGUUUACCAAAAAUUUACAUGACCUAUCUGAUGUGGUUACAUCAUUUAGGCCUAUGUUGUUGCCAAAGGAAACAAGAAAAAGGAAGUCAGUCACCCUAGUACUUGAUUUGGAUGAAACACUCGUCCACUCAACCUUGGAACAGUGUGAUGAUGCAGACUUCACCUUUCAGGUUUUCUUCAACAUGAAAGAGCACACUGUUUAUGUGCGACAAAGGCCUUAUCUCCAGACAUUCUUGGAGAGAGUUGCAGAGAUGUUUGAAGUUGUUGUCUUCACUGCCAGUCUAAGUACCUAUGCUGAAGAGCUUCUGAAUAUACUGGAUCCGGAAGGAAAGCUUAUCUCAAGACGCGCUUAUCGUGAAUCAUGCAUCUUUUCAGAUGGUAGCUACACCAAAGACUUGACAGUUUUAGGAGUUGAUCUGGCAAAAGUUGCCAUAAUUGACAACUCUCCUCAGGUUUUCCGGUUGCAAGUGAAUAAUGGGAUCCCUAUUAAGAGUUGGUUUGAUGACCCAUCUGACUGUGCACUAAUUUCAUUACUUCCCUUCUUAGAGACACUGGUUGAUGCUGAUGAUGUCCGUCCUAUCAUUGCAAAGAGAUUCGGUAAUAAGGAGUAGCACAGCCCUCUGUUCUCUUCCUCGUUAGCUUGAAUUUAACAUUCCUGUGUCCCUUUUCUCUCCUGAAGCAACAGUUCGAUACACCAAUAUCUUAAACCCUCACUUCUCUUUGAAUUCUGAGAUUAAUUAAUUAUACCUCACGUAUAGUUUGUUGAGUUGACCUGCGGUAUUUUUCCCCCUUACUUUCUUCCCUACUCAGAAAAGUCUCUCCGAAAAGCUGUACCUAUGUCGUGUCUAGAUCUAGUUGCCUAGAAUUUCUUUUUAUUUUUCACUGUGCAGAAAAAGGUGCAGAUAUUUCCAUACAGGUGUGUAUAUGACUGAUUUUACAAUGAAUAAAGCUGUCGUGGAUUGGUUUGCUU
This is a messenger RNA of Telopea speciosissima, 1911 nucleotides long. RefSeq lists its product as uncharacterized. The record is from RefSeq and is a predicted model, not a curated record. Gene Ontology annotation, molecular function: phosphoprotein phosphatase activity. Lineage: Eukaryota; Viridiplantae; Streptophyta; Magnoliopsida; Proteales; Proteaceae. Bases 44 to 1552 code for a protein of 502 amino acids. The transcript is spliced from 7 exons.